Guyanagaster necrorhizus is the source of this 1970-nucleotide messenger RNA. Its product is annotated as dicarbixylic amino acid permease. Gene Ontology annotation, molecular function: amino acid transmembrane transporter activity. Gene Ontology annotation, cellular component: membrane. Gene Ontology annotation, biological process: amino acid transmembrane transport. Bases 100 to 1764 code for a protein of 554 amino acids. The transcript is spliced from 14 exons. The record is from RefSeq and is a predicted model, not a curated record. Lineage: Eukaryota; Fungi; Basidiomycota; Agaricomycetes; Agaricales; Physalacriaceae.
CGACAAGUUGGAGUCCUUCUGAUGAGGCGCUUCUCAUUCCUUACAUAAAGCUCCGCCUGCGCUGCUUUUCUUGCUCCGAUCCUCUUUUGCUCUCCACCCAUGGUCGACCUCGAAAAAGUUCAGAAGGACGUCCGUGACACUUCUUUGAGCUCUAUCAAUGUCAACGGUUACUAUGAGGAGGAUCUCCACGAGCCGCCUUCAGAGAGCACUCUUCACCGUGGUCUCAAGGCCCGGCAGAUAUCCAUGAUUGCUCUCGGUGGCGCCGUUGGUACAGGACUGAUCAUUGGGUCGGGUACGGCGCUCCGAAGGGGAGGGCCUCUUGGUCUUCUUCUGGGGUAUUCGUUCGUCGGAAUUGUAUGUUAUAUGGUCAUGAUCGCUCUUGGAGAGAUGGCAGCGUAUCUACCGCAUAAAAAAGGCUUUUCCGGUUAUGCAACUCGAUUUGUUGAUCCCGCGCUGGGGUUUGCAUUGGGUUAUAAUUAUCUCAUGAAAUAUCUUAUAGUAACACCGAACAAUAUCAACGCCGCGGGAGUGGUUGUACAGUAUUGGACUAGGGCAGUUCACACUGCCAUAUGGAUGAGUAUUUUUAUUAUCUUCAUUUUUGUUGUGAAUAUGCUUGGAGUUCGUGUAUUUGGAGAGCUCGAAUUUUGGCUCUCCAGUAUCAAAGUUAUAUCUUUAAUUGGGCUGUUGCUAAUGGGCAUCAUCAUUGAUUUGGGUGGAAAUCCUCACCAUGACCGUAUUGGUUUCCGUUAUUGGCAGCAUCCAGAUGGACCUAUGGGACACUACCUUUUGUCCCAAGUUCACAACGAGCACUUGUCUAUUUUCCUGGGAUUUUGGGCUACUCUGACCAAUGCCCUCUUCGCCUUCAUCGGCACAGAACUUAUUGGUGUUACAGUCGGAGAGGCCGAGAACCCUCGUCGCAAUAUCCCCAUCGCUAUCAGACGCACAUUCUGGCGUAUUCUCGUAUUCUAUGUAGGAGGGGUCUUCGUUAUUGGUCUCAUCGUUCCCAGUACGGCAAACGAUUUGUUCGUCGCUACCAGCGCCAAAACGGGAGCUGCUGCUUCACCGUUUGUAGUUGCGACUACUUUGGUUGGCAUUCGAGUUCUAAACCAUGUCAUCAAUGCUGCUAUCCUAAUCUUUGUCAUGAGCGCGGCUAAUUCCGAUCUGUAUAUCGGUUCGCGUACUCUUUAUGCUCUUGCUGCUGAGGGGAAGGCCCCAAAAAUUUUCACUCGCGUGAAUCGCCUGGGUGUUCCAUAUGUUGCAUCAGCGUUUUGCACCCUGUUUUGUGGUCUGGUGUAUCUCAAUAUUAGUUCAUCCAGCGCCAAAGUUUUCACCUGGUUCGUCAACCUUGUUUCUACAUUCGGCGCAAUAACAUGGAUAUGCAUUUGUAUCGCUCAUCUGGCAUUCAUGAAAGCUCUCAAAGCUCAAGGCAUGUCUCGAGACAGAUUGCCGUACAAAGCGCCCUUUCAGCCCUAUGGGAGCUGGUUCGCGCUCGUCGCAACAUGCAUCAUCACCCUCUUCAAGGGCUAUGAUACAUUCAUACCUUUUACGACCGACACCUUCAUCACGUCCUAUAUCGGCAUACCGGUGUUUAUCGUCUUCUACGUGGGGUAUAAGCUCUACUAUAAGACUAAACAGAUUCCGCCUGAACACGUAGAUUUGGUAACAGGACUGGAGUCCAUAAACGAAGAGGAGGAACAGUUUGUGGCUGCACAAGCAGCACUAGGACCUCGGACUCGGCUGCAGAGAAUUUGGGAUUCACUUUAGGUUAUCGCAUGUGUUGAGUCUGUACCUCUGACUUAUUGAUUUCGUACUCUUAUGUGACAAAUGUAUAACUUGGUGAAUUUUCUUACUAUGUGGAGCCUUUCUGAGACCUGGUACUGGAGUGAGCUGCCGAGACGCUAUGCGCUUAUACAUAUUAUAGACACAGAGCUAUAGGACAGUAUCCGAUGCUACGUAGUCCUGGCAGCAAG